This is a messenger RNA of Patiria miniata (bat star), 2157 nucleotides long. Its product is annotated as trichohyalin-like. Gene Ontology annotation, biological process: signal transduction. NCBI's taxonomy places the organism in Eukaryota, Metazoa, Echinodermata, Asteroidea, Valvatida, Asterinidae. The coding region runs from base 1 to 2157 and encodes 718 amino acids. The transcript is spliced from 9 exons. The record is from RefSeq and is a predicted model, not a curated record. Gene Ontology annotation, molecular function: protein binding.
AUGGAGCUCUGUGACUUACUCACCCUUGAGGAGAAUGGUGUCGACAAGGAUGAAAUCAUCUCUCUCCGUCUAUCUGAAGACGAUGAGAAUUGCGACGAAGUACCAAAAGAGAAAGCCGCCAUUGAUGAUGAGUACCUACAGGACUUGUCCUCGAAAAUUAAAUCAUCAUGGAAGGAACUGGCCAAACACCUAGGAUAUGAAGAAGCGGACAUCCAAACCACCAACGAAGGCAGCACUGAAGAGAGCCGUCACAUGCUACUCACUUGGUGGGAAAAGACGACAGAUCGCGACGAAGCAGCUCAGAAGCUGAGACGAGCAUUGGAGGCCAUCGGGUUGACUGAUUUGGCCCAAAAUGUACCAGUAACGGGCUAUUCGAGAGACGAAGCAGCUGGACCCGAGCCAGAAAGUCGUCAAGAGGCAGGAGUAGACGAGGAGAGCAAACAAAAUAGAGUGGCAUCAACCGAGGAAGAGAAACUGAAAAGGGAACAAGUUGACGAUCAAGACAAACCUCGGCCUAUCUGUUUCAGAUAUGUGCAAGUCUUCAUUCAGUGCCACGUGUCACACAAAGCAAAAACACUUUGUUUUCGAAUGAAUGCAGAGACAUCUGUCUUUACCUUGAAACAUAUGAUUAACGAGAAAAUCAGUGUCCAGCCUCAACAACAACGACUGUACAUCCGAAGGAACUUUCGUAACUUUGAGCUCUGUAACUUGCUGACACUUCACGACUGUGGAAUUCAUCAGGACGAGAACAUCUCACUCCGUCUGUCUACUGAUGGCCUACUGGGCGGUGGACCAACAGACAAACACCUUGCUGAUGAUCAAUUCUUCCGGGACUUGGCUUCGAAAACUGAAUCAUGCUGGGAAGAAUUGGCCAAAUCCCUGAGAUAUGAAGAUGCAGCAAUCAAGCAAUUCCAAACCACCUCCCAAGAAAACACAGAAAGGAGCCUACAGAUGCUGCGUUCUUGGUGGGGAAAGCAAACAAAUCGCGAGGAAGGAUUUCAGAGUUUGAGAGACGCAUUAAAUUCAAUUGGGCGUGCUGAACUGGCCUCGAUGAUCCCAUCAGAAAAGCAACAGAGGAUGAAACAGGAGGAACUUGGUCAUCUAGACAAACCUCAACCAUCGGUACAAACGGAAGAAACUCGAGAACACAAUACACAGAAAGGGACUACAUCGUCUGAGGGACAGAGACUAGAACAGGAGGAAGUUGCCGAUCAAGGAAAACGUAAGACAAAUGUACAACUGGGAGGGGCUAUGAAACAUCGCAGGCAGAAAGAGACUACAUCAUCUCAGGGACAGGGACAAAGACAGGAGGAAGUUGCUGAACAAGGACAACCUCAGAUACAUGUACAAGGAGAAAUUGCUCAAGAACAGGGUAAACAGAAGCGGACAAAACCAGCUAAUGAGGAACAGAGACCGAGUCAGGAGCUUUCGCCAAAAAAACAGAAACUAGGGGAAUUCGAGAAGAACGUUCAACAGAGGACGACGUCAGAACAGCAGAAAGGUACUACAUCAUUCCAUGGACAAAGACCAGGACUGGAGGAAGUUGUUCAUCGAGACAAAGCUCAAUCAUUUGGAGAAGUGGGAGGGGCUAAAGACCAGAGCAGUCAAGAAGGGACUACAUUAACUGAGGACCAGACACCGAGACAGGGUGCAGUUAGUCAUCGAGACAAACCUCAAUCAGAGCUACAAGUGAGAGAGGCCAAAGAACGGAGCAGGCAGAAAGAGACUACGACAUCUGAGGGGCAGAGACCGAGACGGGAGGAAGUUGGUCAUCGAGACAAACUGCAACCAGAGGUACAAGUGGAAGGGGCCACAGAACGGAGCAUGCAGGAAGAGACUACGACAUCUGAGGGGCAGAGACCAAGACAGGACGUUGGUCAUCAAGACACACUGCAACCAGAGGUACAAGUGGGAGGGUCUGAAGAACAGAGCAAGCAGAAAGGGACUACAUCAUCUAAGGGACAGAGACCGAGAAAGAAGGACGUUGGUCAUUCAGCCAAAUCUAAACCUGAGGCUCACGUGGGGUUGACUGAGACAGAAAGCAAGUCAGAGCGACGUCGUGACUCACAGAGCCAGGGAGACGACAGUGCACAAGGGAUACAAACAAGCAUGCCUACAGCUCCAGCAGGUAUCAUCACAGUUGUUUCCUUGUUGUGA